AUGGCAAAGCGCAAAGUGAGGGCUAAGAACGCGGCCAAAGGAAGCGAAAUAGAGUGUGAGGGUAACAAGGAAGAUGGUACACCGAGUGGAUUAGGGGAUACAUGCUAUGAGAAAAGGGAUCUGAUUGUCAAACCAAGUGGAUCUGGGGUUGCGAUUGAGUUCAUCAAAGAAAGGGAGUCAAGCAUCAAAGGGCUAUAUGUUAUAAGAUUCCAUACUCUAGAAGCAGCGGAGGAAGCUUUAACAGCUCCAAUAGACUACGUGGGGAACCAUCCAGUUAUUAUCAAGCCCUGGAAGGUGGAAAAAGGGGUUAACCAUAAGGAGCUCACACAUGUUCCGGUGUGGAUCCAAUUCCACAACCUUGAACUCAAAUUCUGGAAUCCGGUAAUCCUCAGUCGAAUCGCCAGCACACUAGGUAGGCCAGUUAUUGUUGAUAGCUUAACUGCCUCGAAAGAUAGAGCAACUUAUGCUAGAGUAUUGGUAGAAGUAGAAAUUCAGGAACAUCCGCCUCUAGUAGCACACUUUGUUGAUGAAACUGGAAAGUUAAUGGAGCAACAAGUCUAUUACGAGUGGAGACCAACACAAUGCCAACACUGCAAGCAGUAUGGUCAUGGAAUCGAGGACUGUCGAAGGAAAAUGCCUGUUCAAACUAUGGGCAAAAUAGAGGUGAUAGCUCCCCCAGAUAAAACCAAAAGCUCAGAAGCAUGGAGAAAAGUUGACAGGAAACAGGAGCUGGAAAAAUCAAUGGGGGAAAGAAAAGAGAAAGCUAGAACUGACCCAUGUGAGGGGCCAAGUCUCAAACAACAAUACAGAGAGACAGGGGGUAACAUAGAGACUCCAAAUGGUUUCAGGGUUUUGCUGGCAGAGAAAAGUCAUGACCUGAACCUUACCGUAGAUACAAGGAAUGUCAGCCAAAAAGCAAUGGAGAAGAAAGAUAGCUGCAAAGUGAGUGAUCUCUCUCCAGAUCCAGACAUACAAGGUUUUAAAAGAUCAUAUAAGCAUAGUGGAAUGGGGAUGGAAGGAAGAAAUAUGGGGAACCAAGAUAUACCACAACAAGAAGUGGAAGCAGUAGAAGAACUGAAGAACAUCCAAAAGUUGGUACAUCAACAGCCUGAGGAUGAACAGCUGCAAAAAAUGGAGAAGGAAGCCAGAGAAAGAUUCUUCAUGAUCAGCAAGGCCACUGAGAGUUACCUGCAGCAGAAAGACAAAGAGCUAUGGAUCAAAAAAAGGGGAUUCGAACAAUGCGUACUUCCAUGCAUGAAUGAAGAUAAAAGUUGCACAAAAUAG
Molecule: messenger RNA, 1284 nt
Organism: Oldenlandia corymbosa var. corymbosa
Lineage: Eukaryota; Viridiplantae; Streptophyta; Magnoliopsida; Gentianales; Rubiaceae
Source: the annotation of a GenBank genome assembly